Messenger RNA from Drosophila willistoni, 1587 nucleotides. RefSeq names its product integumentary mucin C.1. Bases 220 to 1530 code for a protein of 436 amino acids. NCBI's taxonomy places the organism in Eukaryota, Metazoa, Arthropoda, Insecta, Diptera, Drosophilidae. The transcript has 5 exons. The record is from RefSeq and is a predicted model, not a curated record.
CGAUUAAAACUAAGCAAAUGUUGCGGAAGCGCUCGGAGAUUCUCUCAUCUCAACGCUAAUCUGAGAAGCAGCAUCACCCCAAUCUGUCUGAAAGGUUAUCGCCGUACAGGGACAAUUAUGUUUUGCGUUUAGUUUGGCCGUCAAGUGGUGCUAGUUCUAGUGGUGCUACUUAGUCGCGAUUCAUUCUCAGACAGCAGAAGAUCAUAGUUGGAACUCGCAAUGUUUGGCCAACAUUUCAGUUGGUUAUGCUUGAUUUGCGCAAUUUUGGGAAGCCUACGUUUGGCGGAAGGUUAUCAGAUAGAAACCACGGGUCCGUUGGGAACAUGUCCCGAGGGUCAUGAAUAUGUGAAUGGCUUGUGCUUCACAAUAAACAGAUGCCCCGAUGAAUAUUAUCUUAAGUCGGAUGGAUUGUGUUAUCGAAAGGAACCACUGCCAUGUCCGUUUGAAAGCACAACUGAAGAAGUUAUUACAACAACAACAGAGGAGCCUGCAACAACCACAGAGGAACCCACUACAACAACAACCACUGAGGAACCCACAACUACAACAACCACUGAAGAGCCAUCAACUACAACAACCACAGAGGAACCCACUACAACAACAACUACUGAAGAGCCAACAACUACAACAACCACAGAGGAACCCACUACAACAACAACCACAGAGGAACCCACUACAACAGUACCACCCAUUGUCGACCCGCCACCCGAUGAACAAGUCCGAUGUCCUCCAGGCUCAAUUUUCUUCAACGAACAAUGCCGAAAAAUAGUCUGUACCGAAGGAGAAUACUACGCCGGUCGCUGUCUAUCACCCGCCUGUCCCACUGGAACUGUUUGGCAUGGAAAACGUUGCCAGCCUCCCGGUUAUAUAACAACAAUAUUGGAGAUCGACAAUGUUAUUCACAAUAGUCAUGAAUAUACGGUUGUCACAGAGAAUGUCAAUAAGAUAGAGCACAAUAUUCUGGCCCCAAGCCAGACAGAAACAUUGCCCCCAUCUCCGAUUACAGAAACCACAACACGAGGGGGAUCCUGGUACUUGCCUCCUAUUUCAACUACUGAGCCGACGAUCACCACUUCAUCGACCACAGAAGCUUAUCCCGAUUCAGUGCCUCCAUCUGGUUGUUGUUUGGUCAAGUCGCCGAGAAUCUGUCGGAAUUAUGCCCCCAAUUGGGUGUGUUCCAGUCGUGACUUGAAGUUGUGCGAUCCAAAGGUCUGUACACGGCCCAUUAUCUAUCUGAAGCCUCCGCAUAUAGUCGAAAGUGACGAUCCACCAUUUCUGAUAAUGCCUCCAAAUCCUCCACAAUUGGUUUGCUCCACACCCGAGUGCAAGGAGGGCGAUAUGUUGAAUUGCUCUGGCUGUAAAUACAAUCGACGGGAGACUUGUUCAGCUGGUUGCUACAAUUAUUUCUGUCCCGCUGGCAUUUGUGAAUUCAUGAACUCGGAAGAGUUUUGUGCUCUAUAUCCAGGUGGAUUUGGCUGCAACAAACGCGAUGGUUGCAUCUGGAAUUGGUGUACCGAAAAAUGUCAUUGAGAUGAAACAUUACAUUACUUGUUAUAAAUUUUGCCUUUAUUAAAUAUGUAAAAUCUC